GAGAAGGUGAGAGUUGGGCGCCGCGCCCAGGGCGCACGAGGGGCCCUUCUGUCUGGUAGGAGCGGCGCGGGGGGAGGAAGCCCGCGCUGGUUUCGGUGGCGGUUUCGUCCCUGGGCUGGGACUCGCGGGAAGCGAAAAGGCGCGGGUCGUCCGAGGGAGCCGCGCGGGGCGAACUUGAGAGGCUGCCUCCCGAGCGGGGGUGCGCUUGGAGACGCCCAUCAACUUCUGCCGCGGAAACGCUUGAAGCCACCGGUGUCUAGGCGGUGGGGGCAACCUUUCGGUUACAUGGGGGCUGGCGGGAAGUUAAGUGAACAGCGAGGAUCCUGCGCCCAGCUCUCCGAGAUUGGCUGAUCUCGAGAGCUACGGGGCGUUGCCCAUCCUGAAGAUCAGGUGACCCGCUGACAUCAGCCAUGUCAUCCAGGCCUUUUGAAAGUCCACCUCCUUAUAGGCCUGAUGAAUUCAAACCCAAUCAUUAUGCACCCAGCAACGACAUAUAUGGUGGAGAGACGCCCAUUCGACCAAUGCUUUCUCAGCCAGCGUAUUCUUUCUACCCAGAAGAUGAAAUUCUCCACUUUUACAAAUGGACCUCUCCUCCAGGAGUGAUUCGGAUUCUGUCUAUGCUCGUUAUCGUGAUGUGCAUUGCUAUCUUUGCCUGUGUUGCCUCCACGCUUGCCUGGGACCGAGGCUAUGGAACCUUAAUAGGAGGUGGUAUGGGCUACCCUUAUGCCGGCAGUGGCUUUGGUGGCUAUGGAAGUAGCUAUGGCUAUGGUUAUGGCUACGGUUAUGGCUAUGGAGGGGGCUAUACAGAUCCACGAGCAGCAAAGGGAUUCUUCCUGGCCAUGGCUGCCUUCUGCUUCAUUGCUGCAUUGGUGAUAUUUGUGACCAGCGUUAUAAGAUCUGAAAUAUCUAGAACAAGAAGGUAUUAUUUGACUGUGAUAAUAAUGAGUGCUAUCCUGGGUGUGAUGGUGUUCAUUGCCACGAUUGUCUACAUAAUGGGCGUCAACCCAACAGCCCAGGCGUCAGGGUCUCUCUACAGCUCACAAAUCUAUGCCCUCUGCAACCAGUUUUAUACGACUGCGGUGACUGGACUCUACGUGGAUCAAUAUUUAUAUCACUACUGCGUGGUGGAUCCCCAGGAGGCCAUUGCCAUUGUACUAGGGUUCAUGGUUAUUGUGGCUUUUGCCUUAAUGAUUUUCUUUGCUGUGAAAACUCGAAGCAAGAUGUACCACUAUGACAAGUCGAAUAUUUUGUGGGACAAGGAACGUAUUUAUGACGAGCAGCCCCCCAAUGUUGAAGAGUGGGUUAAAAACGUGUCGGCAGGCACCCAAGACAUGCCUCCUCCCCUUUCGGACUAUGCGGAGAGAGUGGACAGCCCCAUGGCCUACUCGUCCAACGGGAAAGUGAACGAGAAGCGGCCAUAUCCAGAGUCUUCGUAUAAAUCAACACCGGUGCCGGAAGUGGUUCAGGAACUUCCACUGAUGUCCCCCGUGGAGGACCUCAGGCAGCCUCAUUACAGCAGCAGUGGUAACUUGGAGGCGUCUUCAAAACGGGCUCCCGCAAAGGGCAGAGCAGGAAAGUCUAGGAGAUCAGAGCAAGACCAUUACGAGACAGACUACACGACGGGCGGCGAGUCCUGCGACGAGCUGGAGGAAGACUGGAUCAGGGAAUAUCCACCCAUCACUUCAGAUCAACAAAGGCAACUCUACAAGAGAAAUUUUGACAGUGGCCUGCAGGAGUACAAGAGCUUACAAGCAGAACUUGAUGAGAUCAAUAAAGAGCUCUCUCGACUGGAUAAAGAGCUGGAUGAUUAUAGAGAAGAAAGUGAAGAGUACAUGGCUGCUGCUGAUGAAUACAAUAGACUGAAGCAAGUUAAGGGAUCUGCGGAUUACAAAAGUAAGAGGAAUUAUUGCAAGCAGUUGAAGAGCAAAUUGUCACACAUCAAGAAGAUGGUUGGAGAUUAUGAUCGAAGGAAAACAUAGGAGGCAGAGGCCACCUUGUUUGAGAGAUUAAGAAGUAUCUGAUCUGACAUCUCUGCAGUGUUGUCAGGAGUCAAAAUGACACUGGACUCUGACCCAGGAGGCCAAACCUUUCUGGUCAUUACGGAGAUUUGGUAGCUUUAAUAUCAUCAGUAUUGAAGCAUUUUAUAAAUAGCUUUUGAUAAUCAACUGGUCUGAACACUCCAAGGAAGGAUUUUUGUUUGUCUAUCUGUUUUGUUUGUUUUUUAGGGCUGCCCCCAUGCCAUAUGGAAGUUCCCAGGCUAGGGGUCUAAACUGAGCUACAGCUGCCGGCCUACGCCACAGCCACAGCAAUGCCAGAUCCUUCAACCCACUGAGCGGGGCCACGGAUUGAACCUGCAUCCUCAUGGAUGCUAGUCGGGUUCGUUUCCACUGAGCCACAAGGGGAACUCCAAAGAAAGGAUUUUAUGCUUUAAACAUUGGUUCUUGUGUUAAGAACUCACUGUUGUUUAAAGUUUUUAAAUCUUUAGGGACGGUCCGGGAGUGAACUGUGAACUUUGACACUCUAGGCAAUCAGGUCCUAAUACCUAAAAUGUACUCUUUGGGUCUCCCAGAAUUCGCCCUUCCGAUAACUGUUCUCUCUCAUCAUUUCUCUUCAGAUAAGGAAAUUGGGCCCCUGCAAUAAAGUCUCUGAAGUGAAACUGCUUGUUUUCUAGCUUGCAGUUUUGGUUAAGUCUGUUUUAUGACUGCAUGGAUAAAGUCCCUGGCCUUUUCAUAUUUCAGCUACUACAGAUAGUGCAUUCCACCAGGCCUCCUAUUAAUUUUUUUUCUGUGUAUAAAUGCUUAAGAGGUUUGUAUUUCAUGUUAUCCUGGUAAUAAAGAUCACGUAAAAGUAACAGAUGUGUGAAAUUUGAAGAUUGUAAAUACAUGUUUACUUUUUUAAAAAUCAAAGUUGAAACCUACUGGUUAGAAUUUUGUUGUGUAUUUUUAAAUGCUUUUUAUCUUUUAUGGUUUACAUACUUCUUUUUAAACCAGCUAGGCUGUUUCAUUAUAUCAAAGUAUCCAAUUACAUUUAUAAUUCAAUUGUGACUUGAAUUGUAUCUUUGGGGAAUGUUGGAGCUUUGUACAUAUUUUAUAAUUAUUAAACCUGGUGUUUCCUUUCCAUAAUAUACAUUUUUGACAUCACUAGUCCUGUGGAAAACUGGAAAACUAAGCUAUGGGAAACUACACUCAGGAGUUUUAUCUGUUAUUGUUUUAAACUACUUUGGGUGCUGUGCUAGUUGGUAGUUUCCUAAGUCCUUUGACUGAUUUGUCAGGAAACAGAAUGCAAGACCCUAAAAUGCCAAAUUAUUUCAAGUGGUGCUUUUAAAUCUCGAAAGUUUUUUGUUUUUAAUUCAGAUGUUUCCUGGUAAUGUAAAAUUAGCUGAUAAUCCUGGACAUAUAGCCCACCAAGUUGGUUGUGAUGAUCUCCUCAGUUUAGAACUCUUCUUUCCUUUUUUUUUUUUUUAAGGGCUAUGCCCGUGGCAUAUGGAAGUUCCCAGGUUAGGGGUCGAAUUGGAGCUACGGCUGCUGGCCUACACCACAGCUACAGCAACUUGGGAUCCAAGCCGUGUCUGCAACCUACCCCACAGUUCACAGCAACGCCGGAUCCUUAACCCACUGAGUGAGGCCAAGGAUCGAACCUGCAUCCUCAUGGAUGCUAGUCAAAUUUGUUUCCGCUGAGCAGGAACUCCUAGAAUUCUUUCUGAAAAAAUGUUAAAGAAUAAUUUCAAAUUUAUCAUUACUAUACAAUUUGGACAUUUAAGUCUAUAGAUUUUAAUAUAGAAGUCUGAAUCGUUUUCCAAAGAUAAACUUUUAAAUAAGGUUUCCAUUAUAACAGAUUUAUUUCUUCAAGUUGAAGAAAUUUUUUGUUUUCUAUGUGCCGCAUAUACUAUAGAAAGUAAUAAAUAGUUUAUGCUUUUUAUGACUUUUGGAUUCAUACUAAAUGGUAAGGACUCUUGAGCAACUGAAUUUUUCUGUGUUAAAAUUUAAACUCUUUAUUCUUGGAAAUCAGCGUACUUUGUUUAUGAAGACAAGUUUGCCAGCGUUGUGACAAAACAAAACCAUUCAGCAGAAUGCAGAAAAUUAAAUAGGACGAGUUUGCAUUGUAAAAUUGUGCCAUAAAAUUAGACUUUGAAAGUUUUUUAAAAAAUCAUUUUUCAAAUGUGAUAUUUAACUCCAAAGACCGCUUCAGGAGCCAGGAUCAGGAUGUUUUUGUUGGAGUUGGCAUUAACUAAUGAAAUAUAACUUUGAAAAACCACUCGGGCUAUGUUCUCACCUGGAAAAUAGAGGUUUAGAUCGAUUUCAGAGGUCUUUUACAUCUCUGACCUUCUUUGGUUAUGUUUGCAUAAUACUUCCUGCUCUAAACCACUAUUCCAAAGAUUCUGUUGAAAAUGCAUGUGGUUCAUUUGCUGAAGACUCACAGCAUGAAGUGAUUUCCUUACAUGUGUAUUAAACAUAGAUAACAUCAAUACUUUCAUUUCUCUUUAUCUUGGAAAGUUUAAAAAAAUACAGAAAAAUAGGAACUUGUAAACCUACCACCCAGAAAGAACAAGUGUUGAUAUUUUGUCAUAUAUACUUUGUAUUUUUGGAAAUAAAUUUAAGUCUGUAAGUA
Messenger RNA from Sus scrofa (pig), 4608 nucleotides. It is a transcript of the gene OCLN, whose product is annotated as occludin. The record is from RefSeq and is a predicted model, not a curated record. Gene Ontology annotation, cellular component: apical plasma membrane; cytoplasmic vesicle; bicellular tight junction. Gene Ontology annotation, biological process: bicellular tight junction assembly. Lineage: Eukaryota; Metazoa; Chordata; Mammalia; Artiodactyla; Suidae.